GAGAGGAAGGAAAGGAUCUGCCUAGUAAAGGCUAUGCAGUGGAAGGGACUGUGUAUUGACUGGCCGACAUCCUUUGAUUUGAAUGAAAUAUGUUUUGUCCAUCUGAGAUGUCUUAGAUGAUGCCCAAUAAUACUGCAAUGGCAAUUGGGGCUCUUUCUAGUUCCCUUCUUGUGACAUGCUGCCUGAUGGUUGCUCUGUGUAAUUCUACUACACCAUUGCAAAAACUAUCCAAGGCUCAAGACAAGCAGGAGAUAAAAACAAGUGACGAAAAGAAAUAUCAACUGUCAGUCCAAGAAAGACAGAAUCAUGGACCAGGGAAAAUGAAUGAAAAUACUAUGAAUGGGAGAGAAGAAGGCACCAGGGACUGGAAAAACAAAGGGAACAGAAAUUAUUCUAAUAAAGAAUCUUGGACAAAGCAAAAACAAGUUUUGAGUAUUCAGGCAACAAGUAAUAAUAAGUUUGGGAACCUUGAAGCUCAUAAUCAGAUCAAAGAUAUUCAAGAGGAACUUCCUGCUGCUGAAGAUUUCUCUGUCUUAGAUAUUAUUGCGGGUACCACAUCUGAACCCCCAGAGGAAUAUGUUUAUCCAGACUACCGUGGAAAAGGCUGUAUGGAUGAGAGUGGCUUUGUUUAUGCAAUUGGGGAGAAGUUUACUCCAGGACCCUCUGCAUGCCCUUGUCUUUGUACUGAAGAAGGCCCGCUGUGUAUUCAGCCAGAAUGUCCUAGACUCCACCCUCGCUGUAUUCAUGUUGACACUACUCAGUGCUGUCCACAGUGCAAAGAACGUAAAAAUUAUUGUGAUUUCCGUGGGAAAAUCUACCAGACACUGGAAGAAUUCAUGGUUUCAUCUUGUGAGAAAUGUCGCUGUGAAGCCAAUGGUGAAGUAGUGUGCACUGUGUCUGCUUGUCCUCAGACUGAUUGCGUAGACCCUGUAUAUGAACCAGAUCAAUGUUGCCCCAUCUGCAAAAAUGGGCCCAAUUGCUUUGCUGAGACCAUGGUUAUUCCGGCAGGUCGAGAAGUGAAGACAGAUGAAUGUACUAUAUGCCACUGUACUUACGAAGAAAUUACUUGGAGAAUUGAACGACAAGCUAUGUGUACCAGACAUGAAUGCAAGCAAAUUUAGAUCUACUAAUCUAGGGAAUCAGGAUAUUUUUAUAAAAUAUUUAAAUCCACCAGAUGAUUUGGUGAAAAAUGAGAGUCAAUUUCAAAGAAUACUUUUAUUGAAGAUUAAGUAGGCAUCAAAUAUUUUGUUUUUGACAGAGGGAAAUAUAUAUGUCAGCAUUUGCACUUAAAAUAUUAUGUCAUUGUAAGUGUUAUAUUUCCAAGUGAGUACUUUACCAAUAGACUCACAGAUUAUAUUAUUUCUACCAUUAGUUUAAAUUAAAUGUUUUAUAUAGAUGAUACUAAUUAAAGUAACAAAUGGUUGACUGUCUUCUUGCAUA
This is a messenger RNA of Pseudonaja textilis, 1440 nucleotides long. It is a transcript of the gene VWC2, whose product is annotated as von Willebrand factor C domain containing 2. The record is from RefSeq and is a predicted model, not a curated record. Gene Ontology annotation, biological process: negative regulation of BMP signaling pathway. Gene Ontology annotation, cellular component: AMPA glutamate receptor complex. Gene Ontology annotation, molecular function: protein binding. NCBI's taxonomy places the organism in Eukaryota, Metazoa, Chordata, Lepidosauria, Squamata, Elapidae.